GACACCAUUGGCGAUUGUACUGUUUACUUCCCACUGGGACCAGAGGAGAGAGACUUUCCUCAAAUAAAAUGUAUUCCCAUGGUUCAGAGAGUUUGAUUAAACAAGCCAGGGAGAUUCAAGAGUCGGAGCUCCAGAAGUUUUACAGCAGGCUGGUGAAGCAGCUGCAUGGCAGGGAGUUCGGCCAUGAGACCAUCGACUCCCUGCAGAGGCUGCACCUCAUCCUGUCUGCCACCAAGUACACCAGGACGCUGCCUCCAGAGCUUCAGAAGAAGCUGUUGUCGCUGCUCCUGUCUUCUUCUGUGGAGCAGCUGCAGGCGCUGAGCUCCGCUGUGCUCAGGGAAACACUGCCCCUCUCGGGACAGGAGUUGAACUACAACCAGGAUGCCAACAGCUCUCUGAACAGCCACACUGCUGCCCUACUGCUCUCACAGACAGGCUCCCGGAGCGAUCUGUCGUCUUUUUGCGCUCAGCUCCUUCGCAGCUUGGACAGCCGAUCGCCCGAAGGACCGGCACACUCUGUCCUGCACACCCUGCCGAUCCUCAACACCAUCCUGUCGCACAGCCCCGACUGCCUCACUGAAGAUCACGUGACCCUUGUGAGUAAGAAGCUUGUGGAUUGGCUUCGUUAUGCCAGCACCCAGCAGGGGGGUGGGACGUCCUCAGGAGGAUUCUUCACAGGACCCAGGUCGCGGCAGCCGGGGCCCAUUGCCGAGCUGGACGGGACGGUGUCAGGGGAUUUCUUCACAGUGCUGUGUGUUGGUCAGGGCUUCACCGAGGACCAGUGGAUGAAUGUCUACUCCUUCUCCAUGCUGCGUCACUGGUUGCUCACCUACCACACUGUUUCCAAUGGCAACACAACAGUAGACACUGCAAACAGGCUGCAGCUCAGCCUGUCCCUCUCCCACUCCCACUCCCACUCUAAUGACGACCGGUCGGAGGUGGACGGCUCAGUGGUCUCCGUGGUCUCGGCUACUUCCUCCUCCAGCCGGCUGCUUCCUCCCAAGGAGCGUCUGAGAGAAAAGGCCUUCCAGUACUGCCAGCGGCUCAUCGAACAGAGUGACCGCAAGGCACACAAAAGGACUGAUACAGACUUGCAGAAAGCGUGUCUGGUGGAGGCGGUAUGCAUCCUCGACUCUGUGUGUGUCGAAGACGCCUCUCUGGUCUUCAAAGCGUUCCCGUGUGUCAAGGGCCUCUAUGGGCGGCUCAGCUCCGAUCUGUCCUUCGCCAGGGUCCUGCUGCCCAUCGCACAGUUCUACCUCAACCACGGUGAGAUGGCGGCCGUGGACUGUGAGUGCGUGUGGAAGUUGGUGUUUGGCCGUUUCCCCGCCGAGCUCUUCAGCGACGCCUUCCUGGCCCACGAGCUGCUGCGCUUCCUCCGACUGAACCUGGCGACCCUGCAGCUCCGCGUUCCCCAGUACACACGCUCCUUCCCUAAUCUCCUCAAGUUCUUAGCGUGGGACAGCCCAGCGGUGGUAGACGACUUUGUGGAUCUGCUGCCCUCUCUGGUGACAGCCGGAACUGCGGUGGAGCUGCUCCACUCCCUGCUGGACCUGCCCUGUCUCUCUGCUACACUUGUCUUGCAGCUCAGGUCAACAUAUUUCCCCAUCGCUGAGCCGGGGGGCCGCGGUUUGCUGUCAUUAGAGGCAUUUCGAAGCCCCACCUACCGAGGGCUUUUCCUCUUCCUGCUCCGAGGGGAAGCAGGCUCAGGUGACACCAUUGACAGACUGAGCACACUCCACCAGCUGCUAGCCGAGGCCUCUGAUUGGCCGAGAGUCAUUCAGUGCGCCCAGACCGUCCCUGUGCUGUUGCACAUUUAUUUCAACACUGUCGUCACGGUGGCUGAUGAGAAGCUUCUAGCUCACCUGAUCUCAGUGCUGCUGGAGAGGAGCAGCCUGCUACUCAACAUCCCUAAAUAUGUCAAGGAGAUACACAGAGUGUUCAGCUGCCACCUGCUGAGGUUGUGCAAGCUCCGCCCCUCUCUGGUGGUGGACCAAUCUCACGAGCUGCUGGAGUUCGCUGGAACCACAGCCAAUGUCUACAGCAAAGAAGAAAUCUUCACACAUGUGGUGUGGGUGCUCGGGGAGUACCUGUCCGUCUCCUGUGACUCUCGCUGCUCCGUGGCGCUCAUCACUUCCUGCUUCGAGGCGUUGGAGGCGGUGCUGUUUGAGGUCACGUCGUCUGCUCCGCCCUCCGGAGAGGCUCGCCCCGCCCCCAGGGUCAUCACCUCUCUUAUGAGCGCGCUUGCUAAGCUGGCGUCACGCUCACAUGACCUCAUACCCAGGGUGUCCCUGUUCCUGUCCAAGCUACGGACCGUGACAAGAGGCGGGUCAGUGCCCUGGUGCUCCAAUGAGGAGGACCUUGUUGCCAUAGUAACACGAGGGGAGGAACUGUGGUCACUGCUGAAGGCUCCCAGUGUGGCUCAGAGUGUCCUGACACCGCCUCCCCAUGUCAACACCCCUCAGUGGCACAGAGACACCAACGUGGCCAUGCCGCUGCGACUGCGAGCCCUCACCAGCCUCACACACGCAAACUGAGACAGAUACACACACACACACAACCACGAUACACCUUCCCUGCUUUUUCACACAUAAAAACUCAAACAUCAUCCUUAUGCACUGGCACUUGAACAUGCAUCUGUAAAAUGCAAUGGGAGAUUCCUCAUGUAAUGGAUCAAAACAAAUAAUGAAGUGACUAUUGAAUCAUGUCCGAUCUUUUGCACCGUGUUUUGUAAAUAAAUGAAGUUAUUUGAUUAAAUCUGA
This is a messenger RNA of Myripristis murdjan (pinecone soldierfish), 2759 nucleotides long. RefSeq names its product adaptor related protein complex 5 subunit zeta 1 (gene ap5z1). The transcript is spliced from 18 exons. The coding region runs from base 69 to 2534 and encodes 821 amino acids. Lineage: Eukaryota; Metazoa; Chordata; Actinopteri; Holocentriformes; Holocentridae. Gene Ontology annotation, cellular component: AP-5 adaptor complex. The record is from RefSeq and is a predicted model, not a curated record.